Torulaspora globosa is the source of this 2244-nucleotide messenger RNA. RefSeq names its product ankyrin repeat domain-containing DHHC palmitoyltransferase family protein. Gene Ontology annotation, molecular function: palmitoyltransferase activity; protein binding. Bases 1 to 2244 code for a protein of 747 amino acids. The record is from RefSeq and is a predicted model, not a curated record. Gene Ontology annotation, cellular component: Golgi membrane. The transcript has a single exon. NCBI's taxonomy places the organism in Eukaryota, Fungi, Ascomycota, Saccharomycetes, Saccharomycetales, Saccharomycetaceae. Gene Ontology annotation, biological process: protein palmitoylation.
AUGGUUGAUCCCAGCGAAAGUGAGGCGCUCUAUGAGGAGAUUUCGCUAGAGAAUAUGUCACUGAGUUCGGUACAACCUGUGUUAUCUAACAGUGCUCAAGAUGAUGGGAAAGGGGGAGAUCAACAGGUUGAGGAUGCUCAAGAUGAAGGUGAAAUAUCAGGCGAAGAAUUGGCAAAUCCCGUUUUGGAUCCAUACUUUGUUGCCUGCCAAAAGGGUGAUCUGAAAACUGUGAAAGAGAUGAUUGAGAAUGGGCUUGUAAACAUUAACGAAGAUCAUGAUCCAGUCGAGAAAGUGACUGGGCUUCAUUGGGCCAGUAUAAAUAAUCGACUUUCUGUAGUAGCUCAUCUGGUUGCCUGCGGUGCAGAUGUCAAUGCAAAGGCCGGAGCAUUGCGCGCCCCACCGCUACAUUGGGCAGCUCGAUAUGGCUACGUUUACAUUGUGGAUUAUCUGCUGGAGCAUGGUGCGGAUCCUACUUUGAAGGACGAGCAAGGUUUUAAUCUGUUGCACCUGGCAGUCACCAGCUCGAACAUUAUGCUUGUGCUUUACGUGCUGUUCUUCGUUGUUAGCAAGGGUAUCAUAGAUGUCGAUUGUCAGGAUCCUAAUGGUCGUACACCGUUGUUGUGGGCCGCCUAUCAAGGUGAUUCACUCACAGUGGAGGCUUUACUGCGGUUUGGUGCCUAUCCAAAGGUGCCCGAUUCGGGUGGAUUCACGUCUUUACAUUGGGGCACUUUGAAGGGCCAACCGCAUGUGCUUAUGUAUUUGAUUCAGAAAGGAGGAGAUUUUUUCCAAAAGACAAACGAUGGCAAAGACUGUUUUGCGAUAGCACAAGAGAUGAACACGACUUAUUCACUGAACGAGGCAUUGAACCAUUGUGGAUUUGAUUCUCAAGGAUAUCCCCUGAAGAAACUAUUCGAGAAGAGCUACCAUGCUAAACUGGUCACUUUUUUUACGCCUUGGGUUUUCCUUGCCGUGGUUUUUGGUCUGUUUACCCAAAUUCACCCGCUCCUGGCUCUCCCAGUGACCAUAGUUUUUGCUCUUGCGACUAGCAAAGCACUCAAUAAAUUUGUAUUAACAUCAUUUGAAGUGGAUGGUGUUUCGCAAUUGACGCUUUUGAAAACGCCUUUAUAUGCUGGAGUAUUUUCGGGCAGCCUGUUUUUGGCGACCGUUGUAUGGAUACGAAAGAUACUCCCCUGGACACUACUUGAAGAAUUUUGGGCCAAUGUGAUUCUUGCUAUGUCGUUGCUUGCCAUCACUUAUCAUUUCAUCAAGCUGCUUCAGGCAGAUCCCGGUAGUAUUCCACCAGAAAGAGACUAUGAAGCUGUUAGACAAACCACAAGUGAGCUUCUCAAGUCAGGGAAAUUUGAUACGAGACAUUUCUGCAUCGAAAGCUGGGUUAGAAAACCGCUUAGAAGCAGGUACUCGACUUUUAAUAAGACACUCGUUGCCCGUUUUGAUCACUAUUGUCCUUGGGUUUACAACGAUGUCGGUCUGAAGAACCACAAGCGAUUCAUAUUUUUCAUUGGUCUACUUGAGAUUGCGAUUUGCAUCUUUGCAAGUUUAUGUAUGGAAUACUUCGAUGAGUUGGAAGACAGCAAAGAGGAUUAUAACGGCGAACUGAAGUGUUUCUGGUUGAUCGGCGAUGAGCUCUGCGCAGGAUUGAACUUCGAUUUAUUCACGACAUUAGUUUUACUAUGGGCAGUUUUCCAGGCAAUAUGGGUUGGAUUUCUCAUCCUAGUGCAGGCGUUUCAAAUAUUUAAAGGCGUCACAAACUAUGAAUUCAGCAAAGUAAUGAGGGACAGAAAGCGCAUGAACAUGAGUAACGCAAACUUCAACGAAGUUUUCAGCACAGCGCCGGAGGAUCUUGAUCAAGAUUCAAACAAGAGCCCGUCGGACUCAAUCCCAGCCACUGACUCUACUAACGACCAAACUCGAUUGGAACCUCGUAAUAGCACUACAAGGAGAUGCUUUGGCACUUUCUGCGCCAUCACCGGCAUGGACCAAUGGCUAAUCGUGCUGAAAGAGGCUAUUGGAAUCUCCCGUAACGCCUUGGGAACUCCCAACUCCUCGGCCCUCUCCUUACCAACAAAUUACGGGUGGAGAACAAAUUUGAAGGAUUUCUGGCUCAAUAGUGACAGGACAGCACCUUUGUGGCAGAGAAUAUUCUAUACGCCCCGAACUUCCAAAGCAUUGUUGGCAGGCAAGGAGGUCGAUUACGACAAGCUAUAUUCAUAUCCAGAGAAAUAA